AUGGACAGAAGUAAAAGCAAAAGAUCUAGGUCUCGGUCUAGAGAGUCAUACACUUAUAAAAAAAGUCAUAAAAAGCACAAGUCAAAAUCCAAAAAGAAAAAAAAACAUGAAAGAAAAUCAAGUUCAUCUAGAAGUGAAUCUGAAAUGUCAACUUCAUCUACUGAUUCAAUUAAAUUAUUGAAAAGGCUUCAAAAAGAAAGAUUAAAAAAAGCUGAGAACAUUAAAAAACUUAAGGAGUUGGCUAAAUUAAAUGAAACUCCAGAAGAAAAAAGGUUGAGAAGGUUGAAAAAAAAAGAAGCCAAAGAAAGGAAAAGGAAAGAAAGAAUGGGUUGGGAUAGUGAUUACUUACAUUACACGAAUACUGAUAAUCCGUUUGGUGAUGCUAAUUUACUAGAUACAUUUGUUUGGAAAAAAAAACUUGAUCGUGAUGGUUUAACAGGUGUAAGUUCUGAAGAAUUAGAAAAAAGAAAUAGGGAAAAGCAGGAGGAAAAUAAAAGAGAAUUAGAAAAAGUAAAAAAAAGAAGACAAGAGAGAGAGUUAGAGAGGCAUCAAAGAGAGGAAGAAGUGGCAUUAAUGCAAAGAAAUAAAGAAGCUGCACAGUUUCAGGAAUGGGAAAGGCAAGAAGAUCAAUUUCAUUUAGAACAAGCUCGAUUAAGGUCUAAAAUAAGAAUUGAUGAUGGCAGAGCAAAACCUAUAGACUUGUUAGCCAAAUACAUAGGUGCUGAAGAAGAAGUUGAUGCUGUUGAAAUGCAUGAGCCCUAUACUUAUUUAAAUGGUCUUACAACUAAAGACCUAGAAGAUUUAAUAGAAGAUAUUAAAGUUUAUAAAGAAUUAGAAAGGGGUAGAAAUUUGGAUUAUUGGAAUGAUAUAACUGUAAUUGUUGAAGAUGAAUUAAAAAAAUUGAGAAAGUUAGAAAAGCAAAGUGAAUAUGAAGUGGCAGUCGAUAGGAGAGAAGGUAUUCAUCAAUCUGUCGUAUCUGAUGUUGCUUCAGUUUUUAAAGGCAAAACAGCUUCUCAGUUGGAAGCACUUCAACAGCAAAUAGAAUCAAAAAUCACAUGUAAAACAGAUGGUAUUGAUAUUGGAUACUGGGAAUCAUUAUUAUCUCAACUUAAAGCUCAUAUGGCCAGGGCAAGAUUAAGAGACAGGCAUCAGGAUAACUUAAGGCAUAAAUUAGAAAUGUUAAAAGCAGAACAAGGUGUUGCUGCCACAGGUGAAGAUUAUGAAGAUGCAGAUCAAUUAAAUACUAUAAAGCAAGAACCAAACUAUGAAUCAGAUGAAGAUGACUCAGAACAUAGUCAAGAAAGUGAAAAAGAUGAACAAGACAUUGUCAAUGACAUGCUCAAUGAGUGUUUUGCAGAUUAUGAAUCUGGAGGAUAUAGUCCAAAAUAUCUAAAUCCAUCUGACUUGGAACCUGGUACACUGGUAACCACAGAAGAAGAUGAUACCCAAAGAUUAGAAUUUUCUAGAAAUCAAGUGUUGGGAACAGGUCAAAGAGUUGAAAAUAUAUUAACAGCAGAAGAAAGAGUACUUCACCAGGAAGCGAGGAGGGGAAUGACAAGCGAUGAAGUAGAAUUUUCAGUAGAAUCAGCAUUAGAUACUCAAAUGUAUUUGUGGUCAGAUAAAUACAGGCCUAGAAAGCCAAGAUAUUUUAACAGAGUUCAUACAGGAUUCGAAUGGAACAAAUACAAUCAAACUCAUUACGAUAUGGAUAAUCCUCCUCCCAAAAUUGUUCAGGGAUACAAAUUUAAUAUAUUUUAUCCAGAUUUAAUAGAAAAAAAUUCAACUCCCGAAUAUUAUCUGACAACUUGUUCAGACAACAGGGAUUUUGCCGUUCUUCGUUUUCAUGCUGGACCUCCAUACGAAGACAUAGCAUUCAAAAUAGUUAACAGAGAAUGGGAAUAUUCAUAUAAAAGAGGUUUUAGAAAAUAA
Messenger RNA from Pediculus humanus corporis (human body louse), 1929 nucleotides. RefSeq names its product paramyosin, putative. The transcript has 4 exons. Lineage: Eukaryota; Metazoa; Arthropoda; Insecta; Psocodea; Pediculidae. Bases 1 to 1929 code for a protein of 642 amino acids. Gene Ontology annotation, molecular function: protein binding. Gene Ontology annotation, biological process: mRNA cis splicing, via spliceosome. Gene Ontology annotation, cellular component: spliceosomal complex; cytoplasm. The record is from RefSeq and is a predicted model, not a curated record.